CGCUUGACAGUUCGCUGUUGCGGUAACGACACACAGUCAGAAAGAGAUAGAGUGUAAGAGAGAGAGAGAAGGGGUCGCUUAGCUAGACAUUAACAGAUAUCACCGGAGUAUUUGCUGUAGAACAGUCUGACUUGAAUAGGCUAGUUAAAGCUACACAUUCGUGUUGUGUUGUUCCUGACUCGGCUCAUGUUCGCUGUUUCCUGGUUGGAGUAGCAGCCAUUUUGGAUUUUUUUACCGACAAACAAGUAGCCGUUCGUGGUUGUUGGGAGCAGUGCGAGCUAGCCAGCGCUUCCGUUGACGCAUCUGAACACCGCUGCUCGUCUGCAUACAGGGGAAAGGAGACGUUUGACGAGAGGGGAUAGACCAUACUACGAGUCAACUAUGAAUCCCGAAUAUGACUAUUUAUUCAAGCUGCUCCUGAUUGGCGAUUCCGGCGUUGGAAAGUCUUGCCUUCUUCUCCGAUUUGCAGAUGACACGUACACAGAAAGUUACAUUAGCACUAUUGGCGUGGACUUCAAAAUACGAACCAUAGAACUAGAUGGAAAGACCAUUAAACUUCAGAUUUGGGAUACGGCGGGUCAGGAGCGGUUUCGUACAAUCACAUCCAGCUACUACAGAGGUGCUCACGGUAUCAUCGUGGUGUACGAUGUCACAGACCAGGAGUCCUUCAACAACAUCAAACAGUGGCUCCAGGAGAUCGACCGCUACGCCAGUGAAAAUGUCAACAAGCUUUUGGUUGGGAACAAGUGCGACCUGACGACAAAGAAGGUGGUGGAUUACACAACGGCAAAGGAGUUCGCAGACUCUCUGGCCGUCCCCUUUUUGGAAACCAGCGCCAAGAACGCCACCAACGUGGAGCAGGCCUUCAUGACCAUGGCUGCCGAGAUCAAGAAGAGGAUGGGCCCCGGGGCCACAGCCGGAGGAGGGGAGAAGGCCAACGUGAAGCUGACCCCCGGCACCAGUGUCAAGACCUCGUCAGGAGGAUGCUGCUGAGAGAUGACGCCACGUCGCCCCCCCCCCUCCACUCCCCCGUGCCCUCUCACUCUGCAGGCCCGUCGAGCGUGCCCCCCCCCCCCCACCUUCAAACUCCACCCACCACACAGUUCGACAGGACGGGACAGGGGAUAACGUGGAUCCCACAUCUCCGCGAAGAACACGAUGAAGUUGGCCGUAUUUGUACUGUACAUAGUAUAGCCGCACUACCAAAAACAAAUAAAGCAUCCUUCUCGUCCUCCUGUCCCGUUUACCGAUAUUCUGCAGAUAGGCGAUCAUUCAACCCGGCCCCCCUCCCCCUCCCGGCCGUCCCCCCGCCAUCUCAGACCUCUCAGAGACUACUCUUUUAUCUAGCCCUCUGAAUGCAGGUUCGUGAAUGUGUGUGUGAGAGAGAGAGUUUCUGUUUCUCUGCAUUCCAACAGGUUAAUGAAUCGGCUUCAUUAAGGUUUCUGUCCUUUUUUCGGUUUCUUUUUUCCUUUCAGUGAUUUACGUUGCGGUUCGUGUUGGCAUGUGUCUGUCAGACUGUCCCCAUUUGAACGUGUGUUUUCUUUAUGUUUUAUUCCUCAACAACCUCCGCACAGCAGUGUCUCACUGUCUCUCAUCUAAAGUGCAACAGGCGUGUGUGUGUAAUAUGUGUAUGUAUAUAUAUAUGUGUGUAUAUGUAUACACAUAUGUAUGCACACGGUUUGCCAGCUCUGUAGUGUUCAAUGCUUCAUUGGGCUCGUCUUCACUCUUUAUCUCUGCAUUACAUUCGUGUCUGCAAGACGACUGUUUGUUGCUCAACAUGUAACACUUGAACAAAAAAAUAAAUAUUGUACUACCAGACUGUAUGAAAUGGGCGGGGCCUGUCUGCGAUUCUUGGGUGAGAUGUGUCGCAAGAGAGAGGAAAAAACAAAACCUGUUUGAAUUAUUUAUUCUACAUUUCGUUUUGGCGUAUCGACUGCCAAGUGAAAGGGUCUGUUUAAGUGUAAUAUCCGUGAAGAAUUGCAUCUAUAAAAUAAAAUGUUCACUUGUUUUCAUAAUAAAGGCGACUGAACUCAGUUUGAAAUUUGAAAGGAAA
Molecule: messenger RNA, 2053 nt
Organism: Pseudoliparis swirei
Lineage: Eukaryota; Metazoa; Chordata; Actinopteri; Perciformes; Liparidae
Product: ras-related protein ORAB-1-like
Exons: 6
Coding region: 382-993 (203 amino acids)
Molecular function (GO): GTP binding; GTPase activity
Source: RefSeq, a predicted model, not a curated record